Molecule: messenger RNA, 1260 nt
Organism: Suhomyces tanzawaensis NRRL Y-17324
Lineage: Eukaryota; Fungi; Ascomycota; Pichiomycetes; Serinales; Debaryomycetaceae
Gene: HAP31
Product: Hap31p
Exons: 1
Coding region: 179-1117 (312 amino acids)
Biological process (GO): regulation of transcription by RNA polymerase II
Cellular component (GO): nucleus; CCAAT-binding factor complex
Molecular function (GO): protein heterodimerization activity; DNA-binding transcription activator activity, RNA polymerase II-specific; RNA polymerase II cis-regulatory region sequence-specific DNA binding
Source: RefSeq, a predicted model, not a curated record
CAUCGAGACAAUAGUAAUCACACAUAGGAACGUGUGGUGAGUGUCAUAUUGCAAAAUACGUGGUGUCCCGCAAGCCGUCACGAUAACCGUCCAGCAUAUCAUUUGCCCAAAAAUCACCUAUUAGGGCUGGAACACCCCUCACAACUCGCAGCACAGUCAUCUAGUAAAUAGUGCCAAAAUGGACCCUAAUAUCAACCCCCAUGAUGUUGAGCUCAGAGAACAGGACCGUUGGUUGCCUAUAGCCAACGUAGCUCGUCUCAUGAAGAACACGUUGCCGACCACCGCCAAAGUGUCCAAGGAUGCCAAGGAGUGUAUGCAAGAAUGUGUGUCUGAAUUCAUAUCGUUCAUAACGAGCGAGGCCAGCGAUCGGUGUGUCAGAGAGAAGAGAAAGACCAUCAACGGUGAGGACAUAUUGUACUCCAUGCAUGACUUGGGCUUUGAAAAUUAUGCCGAAGUAUUGAAGAUCUACUUGGCCAAGUAUAGAGAACAACAGGCUUUACGCCAAGCCAGAGGAGAAACCCGCAGUUCUCAGAAACAAGCCAAACAAGCGGCUGCCGUGGCAGCCGCCUCCGCCACCGAGGGGUCUAGUGUGGGAGACAUGAACGAAAAUGGGGCUGAUUUCAACCAAUCCCAAACAAACUCACCCCGUUCCAACCUGGAGCACGAGCAAGCACAUCAAGGAGCCGCUGCCGAGUUCUUAGAGGAGGCCAACCAUGAACAAUUCAUAAACGAUAACGACCUCGAACCAACCCAGAUAGGUGCACCAGAUCAACGCGAAAUUGAUUCCACAUCAGUUACAAAUGUCAGUAGCGCGGUGGGGUCUAAUCCAUCGUCAACAAGUUCCAUCAACUCUCCUCAACACUUCUACGAUGAUUUUGGAGAUGACAGGCAAGCAAAAAUCAAACAAGAGGGUGAAGUUGCUGUGCCGAAUCCAAAGGUGCUUCCUGAAGAUUAUCAGUACGAUGAUUUCAUCAACGAAGAACCCAACGAAGAACAGCAAAGUAAUAAUGGCCAUCAUAACAUUGAUGAAUUUACUAAGAUCACUCAUGACGAACCUGAUAUCGAUAACUUGACGGCAGGUAUAACGAACUCUACCUCUAAUGGUUCAUACUUCUGAGUUCAUACUAUCGAUGGGCUUCCAUUAAGAUACAUUUUCUUGCCAGAAAAGGACCAAAAAGACCAACCCUUCAAUUCUCUCUAUGUGUUAAAUUUAACCGGGUAUGUAAUUUACUGAAUGUACAUUAAGCUAACGCACCAUUA